CCCUCCCUCCCCCUUCUGCCCCUCGGCCAAGGAGACGAAGAAGGGGAGGGGUCCCUGGCGCGGAUCCCCUUGAUGCCCCAUCGGCGCCUCGACCCCAAUUAACUUCGCCCUCCUCCCCGCCCCCCCAGCCGCCUCCGACCGGGGGAAAAGAGGUUCCGAUGGCCGGGCCAACGCAGCAGCUGGGCUGGCUCCGGGGCUGGUGGACUACUGGCGUGUGUUUGGCGAGCCUGGCCUUCCCAGGCCUCUGGGCUCAGAAGGUGCUUGUCAAUGAGACGGUCUCCGGCUUCAUCGGGACCGAUGUAGUCCUUCAUUGCAACCUGGUCAAUAUCAACCACACAAGGAUCACUCAAGUCACCUGGCAGAAGGCCAGUAAUGGCUCCAAGCAAAAUGUGGCCAUCUACAACCCCGUCAUGGGUGUCUCCAUCCUGCCCCCCUACAAGAAGAGAGUGGACUUCCAGAACCCAUCCAUCACCGACGGGACCAUCAAGCUGUCCAACCUGCAGUUGGACGACGAAGGGAUCUACAUCUGUGAGUUCGCCACCUUCCCUACCGGCAACCGGGAAAACCAACUCAAUCUCACCGUAUUGGCCAAACCAGUAAACCGGAUGGAAAGUACCACCAGACCACUGAUUGCCCGGGCCGGCAUGACAGAAAAAAUCCUGGUGGCCACCUGCAUAUCCUCCAAUGGGAAACCUCCCAGCACGGUGACCUGGGACACUAAGCUGAAAGGCGAGGCGGAAUUCCAGGAGAUCCGCAAUGAGAAUGGCACCAUCACUGUGAUCAGCCGCUACCGUCUUCUACCAAGCCGGGAGGCCCAUCAGCAGCAGCUGAAGUGUGUGGUCAACUACCAGUUGGAGCGUUUUACGGAGAGCAUGACCCUCAACGUGCUGUAUGAACCCGAGGUUAGAAUCGAUGGUUUUGACAGCAACUGGUACCUCAACCGGAAGGAUGUGAAAUUGACUUGUACAUCUGAUGCCAAUCCUCCUGCUACGGAGUACCAAUGGAAGCUGCUGAAUGGCUCGUUGCCCGACAGUGCCGAAAUUCAAAACAGCACUCUGUUCUUCAAAGGACCAGUCACGUACAGCCUAUCGGCAACAUAUAUCUGUGAAGCCACCAACACCAUCGGCACCCGAUCUGGGCAGGUGGAAGUGAAUGUCACAGAAUUCCCCUACACCCCGUCUCCACCGGUCACAUCCGUGGCACAUCCGACCAUCCCCACAGCCGUGAUUGGGGGCGUGGUGGGCGGAGCCUCGUUGGUCGUAGUGGUGGCCGUGGUCGUCCUUAUGGUGCUCCGUCACCGGCGCCACACUUUCAAGGGCGACUACAGCACCAAGAAGCACGUCUACGGCAACGGGUACAGCAAGGCGGGCAUCCCUCAGCAUCACCCACCCAUGGCCCAGAACCUUCAGUAUCCUGACGAUUCGGACGACGAGAAAAAGCCUGGCCCGCUGGGUAGCAACAACUACGAGGACGAAGACGACGAUGGCGCUGGGGCCGAAAGGAAACACCGGUCCUGUCCCACCAAGUACGAGGAGGACUCCAAGCGGCCUUACUUCACGGUGGACGAGGGCGAAGCCCACUCUGAAUCCUACAACGAACGGACACUCGGAUUCCAGUAUGACCCCGAGCAACUGGACAUAGCCGAUAACAUGGUCUCUCAGAAUGACGGGUCUUUUAUUUCCAAAAAAGAGUGGUAUGUGUAGCUUGGUCCACCUCCUCCCCUCUCUUGCCCUCUCUUCACAGGCCACGUCCUGCCUCCCUGCCCCAGGACUGGUGGCUGCUCCACAGAGACCGUGGGCCUUGUCAGACAUCCAGAGGCCUCCCCGCCCACCCAACACACGCAUCCCCAGAGACCUCCAUCCGCUGGGGAGUGGGACGCAGUACAGGGACACUUGGGAAGCCAACGAGAACUUCCACUACUUUGGGGGCAACCCAGAGGAGGCAAAGCAGGGGAGUUGAGGCGGGUGGGGACGGGAGGGAUGUUGCUUGGCUUAAUGAAUUUACUUUCUUCUCGGGGAGAGGAGAGCAAUGUUUCUUUUCCCCCUGCUUAAUUUUCUCCGACAGAGAUUGGUCCCUUACCGUGUCGUUUGUACUGAUCAGUGGUGGCUUUGAUGUUAAAUACUUUUAAUUAUUAUUGCCUGUCUUUGUAUAGUAUACCGAUCCCACCCCCCAUCUGCACCUCCUGGUUGCAUCUUAAAAGUGUCUCUUGGUCAGCCUGGGGGGGCUCCUAAACAUUGGAAUUUGUUUAUUGUCUUAACUUUGGGGUGGGGAGGGGGGCCAGGAGCACCACCCCCUGCGCUCCCGUGGACUUUGGAAGGCAAAGCGGGGCUUGGGGGCUGCAGACACCGAAAGCACAAAAGCACAGAAUCGGGGCCCGAGACUUUGCUCCUGCAUCUCUGGAUCUUCCUUUUCAGCAUCUCCACUGUGGCCAUUUCCCACAAUGCACCUGUGGUGGGAAGAGAAUAAGCACCCGCCUUGAUCCAUGGCCACUAAAAACAAAAAAAAAAAAAAAACUCAGACUCAACUUCACCUUCAGAAGAACCUUUGGGGAAAGCAAGGAACAAACGAGAGUGCAUGAUAUCCAGGGAGGAGAAGUGUAAUAAGUGUGGGUCUCCUUAUUUUUCUUGUUGUGGUUGUUAUUUCGUUCUCAAUUAUGAUUUUAAGAGAGAGGUUCAGAGUCCGUCAAGAUUUGCAUGCCACAUUAUCUCUUUCUUUUCUUUUUUUUUUCCUCGUUUGCUCCUGGACCCAACAUCUUUUGUCAAUGAGGAUCUUCUUAGAUUCACUUGUCCGAGGACAUUCCUACCAGUUUCUCACUUUUGGAACUGUCAGUGAGUGAAGAGACAAGCAAAGUAGUCGCUUGGCUCUUCGUCAAGUCUCAGUGCUUAAUGUUGGAAACCUGGUGAAGCUUAACAGCUUUGUGUGCAUCCCAGAGGCUCCAAUUCCUGUCACUGGCCCUUCCAAUUAAAUAGCCUCAAGUGGCAAGCAAAUAGAGAGAUGGGUGAAUUUAGAAAAAAAAUGUUUUUGUUUGGGGCUGAAAUCUUAACCACUCUGUUGGGACACUUUGAGUUGGCCUGUAUGUUUUGUUUUUGGGUUAUGGUUGUUUUGGAACCAAACUUGAAAUUGGCUUGAAUGUUCCAUCACAAACUAAACUUUUUUGGAAAAAAAAAGAAUGUUCUGUUGGAGCAAAACGUGAGCUAUUUUAUAUGGUUGACCAUCAGAAACAAGCCACCGCUGCUCCUCCUAUUUUGUUUUUCAUUCCAGGACCACAGAAAUAAGUCAGCGAGAGAGGCCCAAAUGCAGAAUGCUAUCUGCUACCCCAGUUGUAGGAAAAUUGGCUAGGGGCAUGAUUUUUAAAGCUUCUUUGAAAAGCGUUCAAGUUCCAUAGGGGGGAAAUAAACGGAAAGAAAGCUUUACUUUGACCAAAUGAAACAACUGUUUGGGUUAGCAUCUGUUAUCAACGGUGGCCCUCCCUUCCCCCAAUGGAGAAAGAGAGGGAGGGAGGGAGGGAGUGAAAGAAAGGAAGGAAGGAAGAAGAAAGAAAGAAAAGAAAAGAAAGAAUGGAGGAAGAAAGAAAAGAAAGAAAGAAAGAAAGAAAGAAAGAAAGAAAGAAAGAAAGAAAGAAAGAAAGAAAGAAAGAAAGAAAGAAAGAAAGAAAGAAUACAUAGGGUCACUUCCUUUAAAUAAAACUUCUGCGUUGCUCAGCCAACAGAUUGCAGGAGAAACGGAGCGACUCUGUUCUUUCAGAUUCCUCUCAAUCAGUACAUCCUCAGUACGAGGCAUUCUUAAUAUUUUGAAACAUUAAAACAUUUAAUGCUGAUGGAGGUUUUUGUUUUUUUUAAAGAAAUAAUUACGGUGUCUAAUUUUAUGUUGGCACUGUUUUGUUUUGG
Messenger RNA from Notechis scutatus (mainland tiger snake), 3887 nucleotides. It is a transcript of the gene NECTIN1, whose product is annotated as nectin cell adhesion molecule 1. Gene Ontology annotation, biological process: protein localization to cell junction; homophilic cell-cell adhesion; heterophilic cell-cell adhesion. Gene Ontology annotation, cellular component: adherens junction. The record is from RefSeq and is a predicted model, not a curated record. NCBI's taxonomy places the organism in Eukaryota, Metazoa, Chordata, Lepidosauria, Squamata, Elapidae.